Messenger RNA from Meloidogyne enterolobii, 408 nucleotides. Lineage: Eukaryota; Metazoa; Nematoda; Chromadorea; Rhabditida; Meloidogynidae. The record is from the annotation of a GenBank genome assembly.
AUGAGUGCUGGAAUUAAAAAUGUUACGCAUCGAGGUGUUUAUGUUGGAGAAACAAUUGGAAUAGGAAAACACACAGUUGUACACAAUUUUUGUUCGGAUGACACAAAAAGUCAUAAGCCAAACUUGAGAGAUUGGCCAAAAAUGAUGUUUAAUUUAAAAACUGGGGGAGGAAUAGUUGUCUGGACAAUGGAGGAUUUUCGUAUUAGUGGAAAUGAUAAAAAAUGGUGGAUUGAUAAUAUGGAAGAAUUAUUUGGAAAAUCUAAUUUUAGAGGGGAGAAAGUAGCUGAGAGGGCUAGAAACGAGGCUAGAAAAUUUUUAAAAUUAAUUUCAAAAUUUAUUAAUAUAGUUAGGGAAACGAGAAUAUCGUCUUUGGACAUGGAAUUGCGAACAUUUUGCUACUUGGUGUAA